Uloborus diversus is the source of this 1408-nucleotide messenger RNA. RefSeq names its product dnaJ homolog subfamily C member 8-like. Gene Ontology annotation, cellular component: nucleus. NCBI's taxonomy places the organism in Eukaryota, Metazoa, Arthropoda, Arachnida, Araneae, Uloboridae. The record is from RefSeq and is a predicted model, not a curated record. The transcript has a single exon. Bases 123 to 854 code for a protein of 243 amino acids.
AAAUGUGCUUUAAAUAAUAGCUGCGAUUUUAAAACUCAACAUUUGACGUUAUUUUUGAAAGACCUGUAGGUUAUAACUUGAAAGGUUUAUUGUAAAGUAUUUUUGUACUACACACUGUAAAAAUGUCUUCGGUAUCUCGUAGUGAACCAACGGAAGCAUUGUUCAGUAAUUUUAUUGCCGAGGUAAAAGAAAUUGAGAAGCGUGAUUCUGUUUUAACACCAAAGCAGCAAAUAGAUCGCUUGCUCAGACCUGGAAGUACGUAUUUUAACUUGAAUCCUUUUGAAGUAUUACAGAUAGAUCCUGAAACAUCUUUAGACGAUGUUAAGAAACAGUAUCGCAGAUUGUCCAUUUUGGUGCAUCCCGACAAAAAUAUUGACGACAGAGAUCGGGCCCAGCAAGCGUUUGACAUCAUCAACAAAGCAUACAAAUGUCUAGAAGAUGAUGCCCAGCGUGCUAAAGCUUUGGAAAUAGUUGAAGAAGCUAAAGGACGCACAGAUCAGAUGAUUGAAGAGAAAAGAAAGAAACAGAAAAAAGCUGGAAAAGGCACAAAAGUAGAUGAAGAUGAUCCUGUGAAAUACAAGCACGCAGUGUAUGUUCUGACCAUGAAAUUGUUUGCCGAUCUGGAAAGGAAAAGGAGGCAGGCAGAAGAGCGAAACAUGGAAGAGCGGAAAAGGAAAAGAGAGGAUGAAAUUAUGGAAGAAGAGAAGAAAAAAGAUGAUAAAGAAUGGCAAAAAAAUUAUGAAGAAAGUAGAGAAAAUAGAAUCAAUAGUUGGAAAGCUUUCCAAUCCGGAAGCAAAUCUAAAAAGAAAGUUAAAGAAUUUCGUCCCCCGAAACAUAAAGCUGAAACUCGUUGAAGUUAUUAAGAUAUUCAUCAUGCCUUGCUAAAGUGUCAUUUUCAUAGAACUCAUUCAAGUCUAUUAAUAUACUUGGAAAAAUUCCUUGAGCAUAACUUGCUCAAUGGAUGCUAUAUGUUACCUGCAACUUACAUUUCUUUUGUCCCAGAAUUUUUAUUUUCUUUUACAGCUUAUUGAAAAAAAAAAAAGAUGCAUUUAAUAGAUUAAAUUAUUUCUCCAUUCUGACAUUUUUAAGUGUUAAAACUUUUGGCUAGUGUGUUUUUGAAUCACUUUUUGUGGUACUGUACAAAGUGUGGUGUUAUAUGUACUGUUAGUUUUGGUAAAUGACUUUUUCAAUAGUGGUUAAGAUUUUAACUUUGAUAAAAUUAAUUAACUUUGUUCCAAUAUUCACAUUUUGUGGAUAAGAUAUUAAGUUGAUUGAUAUUUUUUUUUGUUUGAGUUUUGUAGAAGAAAUUAUGUAGCAUAAUAAAUGCUCUUGUAUAUCUAAAAUGUGUUCAAUUGUAUUCUUAUAAUUUAUGGGUUUUUAUUGUUCCGUACAAAAAUAUGAAAUUUUA